AUGCAGACUGCUUCUACAAACAUUUGUGAAAGAAUGGGUCGCUCUCAGGAGCUCAGUGAAUUCAAGCGUGGUACUAUGAUAGGUUGCCACCUGUGCAAUAAGUCUAUCCGUGAAAUUUCCUUGAUACUAAAUAUUCCACAGUCAACUGUUAGUGGUAUUAUAACAAAGUGGAAGCAACUGAGAACAACAGCAACUCAGCCACAAAGUGAGUGGGUUCAGCGCAUGCUGAAGCACACAGUGCGCAGAAGUCGCCAACUGUCUGCAGAGUCAAUAGCUAGAGACCUUCAAACUUCGUGUUGCCUACAGAUUAGCACAACAACAGUGCGAAAGAGCUUUCUCAUAGAAUGGGUUUCCAUG
Staurois parvus is the source of this 357-nucleotide messenger RNA. Lineage: Eukaryota; Metazoa; Chordata; Amphibia; Anura; Ranidae. The record is from the annotation of a GenBank genome assembly.